AAAUUUGAAUUGGGACCGCCCAUUGCAACGCUCAGACACUUGUUCCUUGCGCUCUCGGCUUGCGUUCUUUCUCGACAUUCGACAAUUUGUGGCGGCGCUGCUGCGGAGAAAGAUAGCUUUAAUUUCCUUCCCUGGUCACCAUUACUGUUCAAAGCCAGAACAUGCCUUUGAGAGCCUCCAGGACUACGGUAUGGGUCUCAUUGCCGUCUACUUCCUUCAGGGCUCUUUUGCUGAUGCAGGCUAGAAUUUUCUCAACUACAGAGGAACUAGUGGACCCAAACAGUGUAACGCCUUUCUUCAGAAUGUGUUUGUCUUGAUGGAGUGAUAUGGUGCUGUGAAAGAAGGCAGCACUCGCAUCAAUGUUUCAUCAGGUUUCGUCCACCUGCUUCAACACCACACACACAGCAAGGAAUUGCGGAAGUCAUGGGAAAAGCUUUUGGACAGUAGUUGGCGUUAAUCCGGAAACGGAAUAUAUUGUAUUCAAAAUAAAAGUAUUGAUAACGCUUUGACACCAUUGCAUUGAAUAAUUCUCCUUGUCUUAAUUAUUAUUCAUCCAACAAUGCAAAAACACCUUGUACCGCGAUUUUUAAAAACAUACUACAUUUAUUUUGAAAGAUUAUAUAAGAAAAUGACUCGCAACAUAAUUUAUUUUGAAAGAUUGUACAAGGAAAUGACUCACCACUGGCAUCAGUUAUGUGUUUGUUCACGAGUACAGCGCCAAGAUUGGUGUCCACCAGGGCGGUUGCGGAUGUGUGCAAAGCCAUGUCUCCAUCGAUACCACUGCAGGAGAUGAUCCGGGCCAUCAGGUCAGCCAGGACUCAGUGUGAGGAGCGGGGUGUCAUACAGAGGGAAUGCGCUGCCAUCCGGGCACAAUUCAGACAAUCUGACGACGACGGCCGGUCUCACAACCUGGCCAAGCUUCUCUAUGUGCACAUGCUUGGCUACCCAGCACACUUUGGUCAGAUGGAGUGUGUUCGCAUGAUCGCCAGCCCUCGUUACAGUGAAAAGCGUGUAGGCUACCUGGGAGCCAUGAUGCUGCUGGAUGAGAAGCAGGAUGCCAGUUUGCUCAUCACCAAUUCUAUAAAGAAUGACCUGUCACACAGUAGCCAGUAUGUGCAGUCUCUGGCUCUGUGCACACUCGCUUGCAUAGGCUCAGCAGAGAUGUGCAAAGAUCUCGCCCCAGAGAUCGAGAGGCUGCUUCGAGCCUCUAAUUCUUAUAUUAAGAAGAAGGCUGCACUGUGUGCCAUAUACAUUGUUAGAAAGGUUCCAGAUCUCUGGGAACUCUUUGCCCCAACAGCUCGCUCUCUCCUGUCUGAGAAGCACCACGGUGUGCUCCACGGUGCUGUAGUGCUCAUCACUGUGCUCUGUGAGUGUAAUCCAGAGACACUGAAGCGCUUCAGAAAGGCGGUCCCAGAUCUGGUUCACAUUAUGAAAGGCUUGGUCACUUCCAGUUACUCUCCAGAGCAUGAUGUGGCAGGGAUCAGUGAUCCUUUCCUACAGGUCCGCAUCUUGAGACUGCUGCGAAUCCUAGGUCACAACAACGAGGCAGCUAGCGACACCAUGAAUGAUCUACUAGCUCAGGUAGCUACCAACACAGAUAGCACUAAGACUGUGGGCAAUGCUGUGCUGUAUGAGACUGUUCUUACGGUGCUGGACAUCAAGUCCGAAAGUGGCCUCAGGAUCCUGGCUGUGAACAUCCUGGGUCGCUUCCUUCUUAAUAACGACAGGAACAUUCGAUACAUUGCCAUGACAUCCCUACAAAAGAUUGUUGGGACAGACAACAUUGCAGUGCAGCGGCACAGAGGAACCAUCGUGGACUGCUUGAAGGACCCGGAUGCUUCUGUCAAACGCCGUGCGUUAGACCUCUCCUUAGCAUUGGUGUCUGCCAGCAACAUCCGCUCCAUGAUGAAGGAGCUGCUCGCAUUCCUUUCCUCCUGUCCCCCCGAACUCAGAGCCGAAGCAGCCAGCGGUAUUUUCCAUGCCGCGGAGAGGUACGCACCCUCCCAGCGCUGGCACAUUGACACCAUCCUGCAUGUCCUCACCAUGGCCGGAGGUGAUGUAAGAGAUGAAACUGUCCCCAACCUGAUCCUGCUCAUCACCAAUGCUUCUGAGCUUCACCGUUACACCGUCCACAAGCUUUACCGAGCACUCCUCGCUGACAUCUCUCAGCAACCGCUAGUUCAGGUGGCAUGCUGGUGCAUUGGAGAGUAUGGGGACCUGCUACUUGGAGGAGAGUGUCAAGAGAUGGAGCCCAUUGAGGUGACUGCCGACAGCGUGCUGGAUGCGUUGGAAACGGUUCUACAGUCUCACAUGUCAACCCCGGCGACAAGAGGCUUUGCUCUCACCGCCACCAUGAAACUGAGCACCCGAAUCAAUGACAAUGUCGAUCGAAUAAGAAGCAUUGUAAGCAUUUACGGCAGCUGUACAGAUGUGGAGCUCCAGCAGAGGGCAGUGGAAUACAACGCGCUCUUCAGAAAAUAUGACCACAUGAGGGCAGCAGUGCUGGAGAGAAUGCCUGUGAUUGAGAGGAACUCUCCGGGUCAUACCAACGGGGACUCGAUGGGGGAUGUCAUCAAAGAGAUGGAGGUGGGCAAGGUGAAGCCGAAAGAGGCCCUGCUGCCACAGCAGCCCGCUAACCAGAUAUGUGAUCUUUUGGACCUGCUUGGGCACUCCGAGGGGUCCGUUCAAGCCGACACAGUACUCGUCCAGCCCAUAAACACAGCCAAGCCUGCCGGAGGGGACCUUCUGGAUCUGUUGGGAGGCUUUGAGCCCACCCCCCUGGCGCCAGCCCCAGCAGUGACGGUGUACGAGAAGAACGGUGUAACUUUGACACUCAGCUGUGAGAAACAUUCCGACUCGAGCCUGACAGUGACCCUGAAAGGAAGCAACUCCUCUGACUCAGACAUCGCAAGCUUCGCUCUCCAGGCUGCUGUGCCCAAGAGUGUCCACUUACACAUGAAGGCCCCCAGCGGGAAUGCUCUUCCUGCACGAGGCUUCGCUCCGGUGACCCAGUUGGUGCUUCUCAACAACCCAAACAAGGUCAACCUUAAAAUGAGGAUACGCAUAUCUUACUCAAGCCAAGGAUCUUCCAUUCAGGACACAGUCCAGAUUGAUUCCUUUCCCGGACUUUCCUGAUUGGCACCUGUCAGUCUACUAUCAGACCUCCACAAUACCAUUCCUCAAAUUCCUGGAAUGGUUGUUUUACGCUAAUGUCGAACUUUGACAGAAAACACAAUCUUAUGGUCUAUUUUGAUAUUGCAUUCUCUACUUUGGAAUACAUAAAAACAAUCAAGUAUUGAUGUUUUCCAAUGUCGACCGUCUAUAUAAAAUGUCACCUGUGUAAUAUUCAGGGUUUUGAAUACUGUAGUUGAUUUUACCUGGAAUGAUUCUUUCACUUUUGAGAUAUUGAAUGUCUCGUAGCACUCCCUGCCUCCAAAUGUUUUGAAAUGAUUUCAUUAAAUUCAGUUCAGUACUAACAAAUGAACCUUUACUAUACCAUGAUGUCAUACACUCAAGAGCCCCCAUGUUCUCCUGUGCCUUUCAUCCUUUUUUGCUCAUUUAAUUACAAAGUGGGAAUCAGCAUUUCAAUUACUGUACUUUAUAAUGAACCUCUUGAAAAAUAGCCAUUUGUUGAUUAGUCAACGCAAAUCCCAAAAAAAUUAAGGACUAUAUUGUGAUGUAAAUAAGUUGUGGUUCUCUUAUUUUAUUGUAAAGCCCAAUACACAUAUGCUUCUUUUUUAAAAAAAAGGGCUAGAUCACAUUUUAAAGUCCGCAAAUAACUGGAAAUCCUGGGUUUCUGCAGUGGUACUUUAAAUGGAUGUUCAAACUAUUUCAGAUCUACAAAAAGUAUUUGGAUCCAUGCUCAUUUUGUAAUAAAGAAGGGUGUGUUACAGCACCUUUAAGCAGC
This is a messenger RNA of Phyllopteryx taeniolatus (common seadragon), 3907 nucleotides long. It is a transcript of the gene ap1g2, whose product is annotated as adaptor related protein complex 1 subunit gamma 2. Gene Ontology annotation, cellular component: AP-1 adaptor complex; membrane coat; Golgi apparatus. Gene Ontology annotation, molecular function: clathrin-cargo adaptor activity. The record is from RefSeq and is a predicted model, not a curated record. Lineage: Eukaryota; Metazoa; Chordata; Actinopteri; Syngnathiformes; Syngnathidae. The transcript has 24 exons. Gene Ontology annotation, biological process: intracellular protein transport; Golgi to vacuole transport; receptor-mediated endocytosis. Bases 694 to 3135 code for a protein of 813 amino acids.